Messenger RNA from Conger conger (European conger), 1391 nucleotides. RefSeq names its product zona pellucida-like domain-containing protein 1. The record is from RefSeq and is a predicted model, not a curated record. The transcript has 9 exons. Bases 16 to 1020 code for a protein of 334 amino acids. Lineage: Eukaryota; Metazoa; Chordata; Actinopteri; Anguilliformes; Congridae. Gene Ontology annotation, cellular component: cell surface.
CUGGUUCUGAACGAAAUGAUGAGUGAUCCAGACUGCAAGGGGACCCUGGACACCAAUGCAAACCCCCCAGUCGUGCGGUUCAAUUUCCCCCUGAACAAGACCAACUCCUGUGGCAGUCAGUUCAUAACGACCAGCGCCCCUGGCACUGGGAUAUUUUCAGAUUUCUCCAACAUCCAGACGGUCAACAUCAGCGGUAUAAUUCGGUCAAACGACCCCACCACAGGCACCAUCACCUACAACGCAGAGCUGAAGUAUUUCUACUCUUGCGCCUACCCUUUGGAGUACCUGGUCAACAACACACAGAUUGAUGUGUCGGCAUCCUCCAUUGCGGUGAAAGACAACAAUGGCAGCUUCAUCAGCACACUGAGCCUCGAUUUAUUCAGCGAUCCAGACUACACCUCACCAAUGGUCAUUCCACCCUUGGGAGUUGAGCUGAGGACUAACAUCUAUGUGCAAGUCAAGGCAACAAACUUGACCUCCCAAUACUAUGUGCUUCUGGACCGAUGCUAUGCCUCCACGUCUCCAUACCCCACCAACUCAACCUUUUUCAACCUCUUUGUUUCGUGCUCAAGAGACCAGCUGACGACGAUGAGUGAGAAUGGAGAGAGUCAGAACGCCCGGUUCUCGUUUCCAGCUUUCCGUUUCCUUGAGCAGCAGAAUGAGACCGUUUCCACCUACUACCUGCACUGCAUUACCAGACUCUGCGAAAGGAGCACCUGCCCUCAGUUCAAGGAGUGCAACAACAAUGGCAAGAGGAAGAGGAGAGAUGUAGAGCCAACUGGAAUUAGCAAUGGCUUGUCCAACUCCACCACCAUCACUGGAGGGCCAAUCAUCACCAGAGCAGACAGCAUUCAAACAUCGAAGGAAGAAGUGCUGUCUGGAUCCAAUAGCCCCGAUGCUUCAAUCGGUCUGGGCGUGGCUGUUGGUGUUCUGACCCUUGUCUGCAUCGUUGUGGUCGGUAUGGCAUUCUUCUUCUACAAGAGACUGCACCCCGGCACCUCCAAGAUGCUUCGCAGCUAAGCGCCGAACAGGCCAGGACCUGAUUUCUCAUGGUAACUUGGGAUCAUAUCCCUCAGAGAUACGUUUUUAAGCAGUGUGUUAGCGUGCUUAUGUUACGGCGCUGGUGGAGGACUGAGCGCAGGCUCAUUGAUGCUUUUGUUUAUGCUUUUUUCCAGAGCUGUUUAUCUUUAUUAGCAAGAUCUUUGUUAGCGAUAUGUGAUAACUGUAGCAAGACGUAUGUGUAUAUACGUAUUAAAAGUGCACAAGUGAAAAGCAACAAUGCAUCUUAAGGCAACUCACUUGAACAAGACUGUUACAAACUGGGUUUGUUGUCAUAGUACUUUAUGCAGAAAUGCUGGAAAUUUUUAUGAAUUUAAAUCAAAGUCAUCAAA